Molecule: messenger RNA, 753 nt
Organism: Acanthosepion pharaonis
Lineage: Eukaryota; Metazoa; Mollusca; Cephalopoda; Sepiida; Sepiidae
Source: the annotation of a GenBank genome assembly
AUGCCCAACCGGCCAAGAUGUUUAUUCAUACCUAUCAAUUUAUUUCAAUCUACCUACCUAUCUAUCUAUCUAUCUAUCUAUCUAUCUAUCUAUCUAUCUAUCUAUCUAUUUUUGCAUUUUUCAUCUACCUAUCUAUCUAUCUAUGUUCAUAUCUCGAUGUGUCUGCGUCUUUUCAUAUCUAUCUACUUAUUGAUUAUUAAUUCGUUUUUCGUUUGUUUCUUCUAUCUUUCGUUAUUUCUUUCUUUGUUUCCUUCGUUCUUUUUUCUUUUUUUUAUUCUUUCUUUCUUUCUUUCUUUCUUUCCCUCUCUCUCUCUCUCUCUCUCUUUCUUUCGUUCUUUCUCUAAUUCUAUGAACCAGCAUUGUUUUUUCCUUAUUUUCCUUUCAUUCUCUUUCAAACAAAAUGUCUUCUUUCUUUUACACCUUUCUUUCUCUUUUCUUGCUAUUCGUUAUCUUUCAGAAAAACUUAUAUCUUUACUUUUAUUUUAUUUUCUAUCUUUCGUAUUAUUACUUUCUUUCACGAUGAAAUUCUAUUUUCGACUCUUUUUUUUAUUCUCUUUCAACCCAUUCUCCUGUAAAUCUCGGCAUCGUACUCUUCUUCUCUCUAGUUUCAACAAACCAUGUCUACCACUUCUCUCUCUUUCUCAUUUUGUCUCGCUAAUUCCAGUCUUCAGCAUGUUCAAAUCUAUCAGGGCUUGUGCCAGGAAAACAAGAUCGCACUGUAGGAUUUCAUGGAAGGUGACUCAACACGCAUGA